ACAAAGAUGGCGGUCUAAAUAGCAACGCGUAGUUGAAACAUGGCGGACGUCGUUCAGGUGCUCUGAUUGUUCGCGGGUGUUUCUGCAGUUAUUAAGACAAUAUGGAUAUUAGCAUUCGCACUUUGCUGACGACUGCUCAAAAGUUAACAGGUCCAGAUAAUUCACCACUUCAUCAAGCUUUUGAAACCCUUAGAAAUGUGGCAGAGAACAAACCGUCUGUGGAUGCCCCGGAAGCUUUUGGACAGGACCUGUACGUCAUCUGUGCAGAAAUCUCCUUCCAGAAUGGUCUCUACGAAAUGGCGAGGGACUGUCUCAAAAUGUUUUUCAUGAAACCGCCACCUGGGAAUCAGUUCUUGUGCAGAGCAUAUCUAUGUCAGGCUCAGCUACUGGCCCCACAGCAAGCAAACAACCCAGAUCAGCUAGAAAAAGCAGUGGUGUAUUUACUGAAAGCUAUCUCAUUUGCAAAGAAGAAUGUGAGGUAUCACUUCCUGGUGUAUAAUGCGUCUGUGAUCUACUGGCAGUUCUGUCGCCCAUUCCUCAAGCCUAACUACAAACAGUACCUGGCACGUGGCCUCCAUCAGGUGGUCAAGGCACUCGACGACAUCGAGGAUAAAGACUUUGAAUGGCGUGCUCAGCUCAUGAUAGCCCUGAUUGAGUGUCACCUGGAUGCUGGGAAGAGGAAUGACGCUGCUAGUAUAGCCAAUCCUGCUGUCACCUUCAUCAAGACUAACGUGCCUCACCUGUACAAAAAGGUGUUUGGGAUCAUUGUGAGAAACCAGUUGCUAGAGUCUGCCAAACUACACAAAGACGUGAAGAACUCCGCAGAACUGGCUGUGUACUACAAGAUACUCAAACUCAAAGUAUCUGUAGACCUGAAUGAACAGCGUGAGUAUUACAGUGAGAUCCAGAGGAUCCUUAACCAGAUGGGUGUAUCCCAGGGCGGGGCUGAUGACACCAACACCCAGAAAACAGAGAAGGGGCGUGGCAAAAAGGGAGGGAGGACUGCAGCCAGCCCCACACCUGGGGGUCGACUGGAGGAGGAUAGAGAAAGUGUAAGGUCGAGCUCCUCGACCCCUGAUAAACCUCGCCCUGAACUUGUACGUAAAAACUCAUCACAACGGGUAAAUCGCAGUGUGUCCAGUGGUGAGAUGAUGAGGCGGAGUCCUUCUAAGGCGGGGAGGCGAACCCCCACUCCUACGAGUACAAAGAAAUUAGCUCCAGACAGCCCCGACAAACCGUUUUUGCUGCUGGAACUUGGCCGGUUUUGUCUCGACCUGGACUUUGCAGAUCUCGCCCAUGACUGUGUGAACCACAUGAAGCAGUGUGUUGUCAAGGAGACUGGAUUCUACCUGGAGCUUGAGUUACUGGAGUGUGACUUGAUGCUGCAUUCUCUGGGCGACAAACAGGAGUCCUACCAGAAGUCUGUCAUUGAUCUGAGGUUACAGGCUAUCAAGCGUUGUGAGGAGACCAUUAUGAAUGCCAUUCGGCAUGGUGACCCAAACGUAAUCCAGGCUGCAUGUGUCACCCAGUGGAACACAUGUCUGCCUCUCCUUCAACUCAACCUGCGACACCAUGCCCGUAAACCCCUCACCCUGGUAGCCGAGGCCUUGGAGGAUAUAGAGAGUUUACUGAUCAGCCUGCGAUGUCAGGUACACACAGAACUAGCCAAGUGUGAGGAGGACCAGGAACAGAUACAGGUGGCCAUGGACAACCUCAAAAAGGCCUUAGCACUAGAUGAUGGGAAUGUGUACCGUGAGAGACUGGAGGUGUCUCUACGCAGACUAGAGCUGAGGUCCCAGUUGUACCAACAGCCUGAGAGACCCGAGGACAUCGCAGCCAUGAUUAUAGAACAGGCGAGAAAGGCCGACUCAGGCACCAUCAGGAUGAAGCGGUCACUCCUGGUCAAAGCUGGAGAAGCCCUAGCUCCAGAUGCUUUCCUGUUAGUACUGGACAGUGAGAGUGACACCAAAGAAUUACUUGAGGACCAGAUUUCGCUUGAUAACAACGAUGUGACGGGUGGUAAAGCACCACUCACACAGAUAAAGAAGCUCUCCAACAAGGCACGCCAGUUCAACAAGUGUGUUAAGAAGGCUGCCGGCCAUCUAAAGCGACUCGGCGAUGAGAAUGAUCGAGAGAGAGCUCGUCUGUGGGGUGACCUGGCUAAGACUGCUCGUAAACAGGAAGUCUGGGACGUAUGUCGUGUAGCUGCCAGAUUUUGUCUCCUGUACGAUGAUGGACGCUGGAAAAAUGUCCUUCCUGAAAAGAAAAUGGAAAGCCCAAAGCCUGAGAAACGACGUGAGGGGGGAGCUAGCAGCAGUAUGGGGGCAGCAGGAGGUCAAGAGUCAUCAAUGAGGAUGGUCCAGGAGUCAUCCAUGAAGAUGGGUCAGGACUCAGCGACCGGUGGCCCUAAGGAAUCUGUAAUGUCUACCCUGGCCGAGGGUGCCACCUCGUACGAGGGAAUGGAGAAGAAGGGGCGUAACAUCAGCCGUCCGACCAGUCCUGAGAGAUGUGUGCCACUCUAUGACAAGGACCUCAUCAGGAUGUUGGCAGAGGUCUCAUUCGUUCAAGGGGAGGCCAAUGUUCACCUGCUGCGAUCUGAAGGGGUGGAACUAAACGACAUGCCCAUCCCUCCCGUGGACAAGAGUAAGCGCCCCAAAGGAUACGUGGCUAAAAAACCAGAGGAGGACCCUGACUGGAUAGAGUACUGUGACUGGAUCAAAUCAUUGACUGAGGAGAGUACCCAGAGCUUCCUGCGAGGACUAGAACUUGGUGUGGAGCUAGUAGAACCCUGGCUGGUGUGUAGUGCGGGGGCGUACAUCUGGAACUAUAACAACCACCUUCUCACGCAGCUACGGCAUCGUGAGGUCAUAGAAAUACUCGCCACUGUUGUGGCUGGCCUCCGUAAGAUAGGACAUGCAGGGGAGACCGUGAUGUUGGUCAAUAUUUGUACAGGCUUAGCAUAUGCUUACAUGAAGCCCUGGAUCCCAGCUGAGCCCAGCAAAGAAAAUCAGCCUGUGUCAUCAACCCCCAUACCAUCUCCCGAGGGGGGCAAGAAGGGAAAACCAGCUGCUGCCGCUGCUGCAAAGAGUAAACCAGUGCUAUCUGUGAGCAUCAGUCCAGAUGCCACACCAGACCUGAAGAAGGCUAUAGAGGUGUGUGAGUACGCCAUAGAUGUGACCAAUGGCAGUAACCCAUUCCACCUUGUCCCCAUCGCCGCACGAGUCCCACUCCUUCAGACAUGGGUGCUGGCCAAACAGAUGGCUCAAACACAGAUUCCAAAAACCCUUGGAGCUGAUGAUGAGCCUUACACCGAAGGUCAGAGACAGAUGACUAGAGCCAUAGUUGCCAUGGAGAUGCUGACAGUCAACAGGAACGGUAUCAUGGAGUUCAAGGACACACCAACCAUUGCUGAGGUAGCUAACUGGCUGGAUGAGUGUACAUGGUCAGACAAGUUUAUGGAGCUACAGAUGUGGACAAGGUUGACCUCUCUGUCCUACAUACAGAAACUCCAUGCCAUUGUUGUACGCUGUAGUAAACGGGCUUUACGCUUUGCUACCGUCGGCACCCAGCCGAAGAAUAGGAAGAUGGAGGCCCACAGAUACAUGGUGGAGCAGGAAAUGCUGAGUUACGCUAGUGGCCUCCUCGGCCAGAGUCUGGUAGACAACAUGGCCGGUAAAAACGCUGUUAGACGUGAGGCCAUGGAGGCCUUCCUCAACAGUGCCAGAUUUGCGAGGAACGCUGACAACUAUGAAAUGGUGAUGACAGCAGCGAGACAUUACUGGAAUGCCUGCAUGCCCCUCGUCAGUCAGCCAAUCGAGAGGGAGCUCUUGCGAGAGCCAAUCAAAGCCAUCCUCUUCUGCAUCACCACCACAGCCGAGUCUGUGCGCAAGGCAGAGGAGAAGCAGGAAGAUAAGCAGAAUGAGGAUGAAGAGGGAGGUACUGGAGCUGAGGUGGCUGGGGAGGAUAAACCACAGAGUUCUACGAUCGGGAGCCCCGAGGACGACCUCACCCUUAGAGCAUCAUUGUAUGGAGUACUCUUCCAGUCCUACGCUGACAAGAAACAAUGGGAGGAAGGUUUGGCUGCUAUGGAUCAGGCUAUCACAGACAUGCCCAGGACCAAACACAGACUUUUGAUCUUUAAACAUCGUGUAAUGACAAAGGCUAAGCUGGGCCGGAGCGUCAAUAUGGACAUCCAGAAGUUUAAGGAUGAGAGCGAGGACUAUGUGGCCCACAUGUGGAGGAGAGUGGCUCUCAGCUCUAAGGAGACUCUGGAGCAGCUCAUAUCCUACCAGGCAGCCAUUGAGGCUCUCAAUAGCGCCAGUAAUGAGUGGCAGAAAGUAGACCUACUGUUAGAAUUUGGUCAGUGGCUGUACUACAACGAGUUCCCACUUCAGGAUGCUGUGGACCAGAUAGAGUGGGCUGUGGAUAUCAUCCUCAACAUGAGGACAGACACUGAAAUACAAAAGGAAAGAGCUGCUGCCCUCAGGAAACUGUCACUGGUUGACUCCAACAAAAAGUUAACAGGCAAAGCGGCAUCAGUGGCCAAGAAAGCAGACAAGAAAGGGAAAGGCAAGGGGUCAGCGAAGGGCAAGGCCACACCAGGACCACCUCCAAAAACAGCUCCACCAGCUGACACUCCUCGCAAAAGUCCAGAACCCCGGAAAAUGGCAAAGUCGAUGGACAGUCGCAGUGACACUAGUAGUGUGUCUGAUGACAUCAAUCCCGAUGGAUACAUACCCAUAGCCAAGCAAGCCAUUAUAGGUGUGCUGCCAAACAACCCCGGUAUGAAGUUCCAGGACCUUGAGGAUGUGAAACAGAUAGACGGGCUGCUGAGAGCGUACAUUCUCCUGGCCGAGAUCGCCGGCCGCUCCUCCAUGGAGUACCACGACUUCCUGCUCAUGUGUCACUCCUUUGUCAUGCGACUUUGGCAGGUGUCCGUACCAGUGACUGGCCCAAUCAUUAAAGAGAUGGCCAAGGCUGCAGCUGCUGGAGGCAGCGAUUCCAAGUCUGACGCUGCAUCAGUUAAGAACAAGAAGAAGGAAAAGGAUGCCCCAGCUGCCCCUGUUAAGGAGAAACCCAAACGUAAGGGGCCAAUAGAUGCCUUGCCUGGAAAUACAGAGGAAUGGGCUGUCUACGACGCUCCAGACGAGGUGGUGGAAGCCUUCAGCAGUGAGCAGAUGAAGGUGAAUGGUAUUAACAGCAGUACCAUUGUCAAGCCGAUGCUGACCUAUCACUACCUGAACACACUGAUCAGAAUGCUGAGGGAGGUUGGUUACAAUCACCUCACUCUGCCAGUGUUCGCCCUGGAGGAUAUCCUGUCACGUAACCUCCUCAAGAGUACCCCUCUCAACGUCCUUAUCCACACCAGGGCUGCUGAGGUUUGCCUGGAGUUAAAUCUGAAGAAUGGAAUCUUUUUCCAUGAGAAGUUGGCUGGACCUCUGACAAUAGAUGAAGAAGACCAGUCUCUGUCCCGCGAUGAGAUCGGCCAGUGGAAGGAGAGACAGAUACAGGUCGUGAGGGAGGAGAUGAGAGUGAAGGAGUCGCUGGCUAAUUUGGCUGCGGAGAGUACACAAAGUCAGACAAGGAAGUCGGUCACAUCUCGUCCCGGCCAGUCCUCCAUCGACACCAAGAGUGAGGAUCAGCCGCUGACGUCUCAUCUGGGAAAAGUGUUGAGUGCUGUUACCUUCCGCGACGUGUGGGCUGACAUGGCCGAACUCCUCAUCAGACAGUGUGGCUACCAAGCAGCCAGACAGUAUCUGGACGAAGUACACAAAGCCGCAGUGGCAUUUGACGACCAACAGCUUCAGGCCCGGACCCUAUUCCUGUUCGGGAAGCUGGCUCUCGCUGAAGCCCAGUAUGGACAGGCCUUUAACUUCUGUCGCGAGGCACAGACUAUUUACCACGGGGAUGAGAUGUUCUGGUACGAGACCACCAUGCUGAUGGUGGAGGCUACGUUGAAGGACUACGAGAACAGGAAUUCUGUGAGAAUUGCCCGGGGUAUUCUGGUGCAUGCCCUGAACGAGUUCCUAAGAAUUGCUGAUGAGCGCCCCAACAGGGUCAGUGUGACCCAGUUCAUCAUCUCUAAAAUGGAAGCAAGAUUGGCUUUUGUCCAGAGCAAGCUGAUCUUGGAAGAAGAUAUGGAUAUUAAUGAACCAAAAGUGAUGAGAAAACUCCUCGGUAUCUGUGAGAAAUACGAGGGUGCCUGUGACAAGCUGGUAAAGCUAGGUUACAAACGAGAGGUCCUACCCAUCAUGAAGGACCAUGCUGAUAUCCUACUCAAGAUGGCCAAGAAGUCGAUCCAUUCAGAAAAAGAAGUCCUGCAUACUUAUUACCUCCAGUCGAUGAGUGUACUGCGGGAGGCUGUGGCCAUAGCAGAGGAGGUGUACCGGGACGUCCAGACUCUGUCAUCUCUACAGGAGUUGCGGAGCUUGAGUCUGCCAAUCCAGCGAGAAUUGGCCGAUAUCAAGGUGCAUUGUGGGACGGUGAUGUUGGAGAUCUUCCAGGAGCACGCCAAGGAGGCUAGAGAGACCCAGCUUGAGGAUAUCCGGAAGGGUUUGGUUGUCAAGUUGGUGGAGGAUUUCAUCAGAGAGACACCGACUUACACACACAUGGAGAAAGAAUGGGUCGACACCACAAAGACAGUUAUAGAAGAUGCCAUGCUCAAGUUUGUGGAUGCUCACAAUAUGGCUGCAGGCAUCCCCAAGCUGAGAGCUAAGGCGUUGUGUGGAAUAGGUCAGAGUCUGAAGGCAUUCUCUGUCUUCUCAUGUCCAAAUUCCGCCACACAGUGGUCCGUGUAUGAGGAGGAACUUUCUAAGCUGGAGAGUUCGUCUGGGGAAGGAGAAGAGGAUGAGGAGGAGAAACCUGAGCUGGACGAGACGUCCAAACUGUUUGUACGCUACUCUGUACAAAUGAAAGAGACAAAGGCUGCGGAGGAUGUGAGCAGACACUACCUACUACAGGCAACAGAAGUUUUAGUCCAGGCCCUCAACUUGGCACUGAACAAACACUACACCGAUUUGGCGGCUACUAUAUCCCUGGAGCUUGUGGAGUGUUGUGGGCAGUAUGAUCCUCAGGCAUGCUCUAUGUUCCUGGCCUUGUACCAGAGUUGUCGUACUUCUUUAAAUCUGGAAACACUUCUGAACAAGGCCCAGGUUGACCCCAUGACAUCUCGCCUGGCUGCACUCCUUCACCAGCGGUCAAAUAUCCUGGAAAAUGACAUCAGCACAAAUAUGUCCAGUGGCAGCCUUAUGACCACUGUCCAGACAUCUCUGGAACAGAACUGGCAGGCAUGGAAGAGACUAGAGGUGAUGCCCAACCAUCUGGAUCUGAUGAAGGAGUUCCCAGCCAACUUCAACUUCAUCAUCCUCCAGCAUUCCCCCGACAAAAAUUUCCUGUAUGGUGCUAUUCUAGACAAGCCUAAGAAUUCCCCAGUGGCUGGAGGAGGCAAGAAUCCAAAGACGACCGCACUACCAGCGGCCAGCAGAGCUAAGGUGUUUGGUAUCUCGGUGAACCCUGAAAUGCUGGAAUCUCUGCUGACUAAAUUUGCUGACCACCGCCAGGCCAUACAAGCACUGCUCCUCAAGCAGGAAUAUGCCCGCGCCCAGGCGAUGAUGAGACAGAGGAUGUUGGAGAACCUUGAUGAGAGUCUCAAACAGAAAACACAGACCCUACAUUUAGAUGAGGAUGCUGAGGAGGAGGCAAUGUUGUUAGAAGAGUUCGACCAAAUUAUCAAGGACAUGGAGUCAUACCUUCAACCCAUCACCACAUUCCUACAGGGCAUGCUUAAUACCCAAGUGGUGACCCCUGCCAGUGGUAAGGAGGCUAAGAAUGCCCCCGUGGAGCCUCCUCCAAGUAUUGAGUGCGCUAUCCUGCUGGCCGACACCUAUCUUAUGCAGCUCCCUCUGGAGGCCCUCGAGUUCCUACAGGUGGAGAAUGUUGCAUCCCUGUCCCGUGACUUUUCGAUGCAGCUCUUCUAUCACAGAUUCUUCAAAGAGGAAGCAGCAGCUGCAGGUGAUCACGUUAAAUUUUCUGCAGGAUCAGCCAAGGAAGCCAACAAGAAGAAGGCUAAGGGACAGGUCGAUAACCCCAUGUCCAGAAUACCUGGACUCCGGGACGCCAGCAAAAAGAUGGCCAAAAUUGUUCCAUUGUCCAGAGAGAUAGCGCCAUGGCAACACGCUGUAGAUACAAUGAACUUCAGAUAUAUUGUUGACACUCACCUGGAUUGUGCUGAAACAGAGGUGGACAAACCUAUAGAUGUACUCAACCGUCUUAUUGAUGAGUACGAGCAGCAGUUCACACCUCGUUGGCUCGGCAUCAUGGGAGACGACCACACCCCAAGCGUCGGAGAGUGGGAAAUAUAUCUCACAGAAAACAGCUCUUUUAUCUUCUACGGCAUGGAGAAGUUCCUGAACUAUAUACCACCUGCUAAACUUACUGCUCUCAACAUACCAGAUUGUAACAUCCUGUAUGUACAGGACCUGGCCCAGACUAGUAAGAGUUUCACCAGACAGUCCAAACUGGACGUACUGAAGAGUGCAAGUAUCCUGGCCCUUGAGAAACCUGUGGAGACGGCCAUGUUGGUCAGCCUGACCGGGGUCAAGUGUCUCCUGGCCAACCAAUGGCACUGUACCCUGGCAGAGAACGCCAACAGGUUAAAGGUCAACAUGAAAGACAUGCUGGAGGGAGGCAGGACUACAGGUGAGUCUGCGCGACUGGUGUUCACGCCCUAUAGACGUCGUAAACCUGAGGAGGACAAACCCGCAGACGAGGCCGAGGAGAAGGAGAGUCACCGAGAGGACGAGCGAGGCUUCAGUGACCGUGACUUUGGUGCCAAGGAGGAGAUGCCUGAACCCGAGAUGUCCUGGUAUAACACCGUCUGUUACGGUCUUCCAAACAUUGUAGUGACUCAGCUCUCCGGCACAUAGUGUCAGCAUCAAUAGAAUGUUUGUCAGUGACAAUCUACGAAAACUGCCAAAGUGGAGAGCAAAUAAAUAAAAGGAGAAUAUGAGCUGAUAAAAAAUGUGAAAAAACACACCAAUAUUUUGAUUGGAGGAACAAUUUAGUAUUUAUAUGAAAAGUGACAUCAUAUUUAUAAUGUGAAUAGCUUUGAUCAUUUGUGUGUUAUUUUUGCAUUUAAAAUUUAAUAUUAUGUACACUGUGAUAUUUUGUUGUCUAAGAUGUUGGACUUCGCUGGAAAGAGAUAAUAUAGUGCUGUAUGUCCGACUGUAUCGCCUCCAACUUUGUCACAUCAAUCUGAACUGAUAAAGGAACUCGUGCUUGAGUUUAGGAAUUCUCUAUUUCAGAGUACCGUAAAAAUCCAUGUAAUUUGCGCACCUAUGUAAUUUGCGCAGGUACUUUUUGAGGUAUUAACAGAUAUACAGUCAUAUACAUGUAUUUAUUGUGAGCAUAUUUAGGACAAUGUCAGGUUUUUUUGAGAGAAACAAAAUACUUUUAUAUUUACUACCAAACUUAAUAUUUAAAUAUAGUGAUAAAAUUGUGAUAUUUGACUUACAUAUCAUUUACUAUUCUGAUUAAUAUAGUGAUUAUACUUUCUCUAUUUCUAAAUCUAAUGUUGAGAUUUGCUUGUUUUUACUUAUUAAAUAAGAAUAAAGUUAAC
Molecule: messenger RNA, 9616 nt
Organism: Mizuhopecten yessoensis (Yesso scallop)
Lineage: Eukaryota; Metazoa; Mollusca; Bivalvia; Pectinida; Pectinidae
Product: cilia- and flagella-associated protein 46-like
Exons: 71
Coding region: 102-8924 (2940 amino acids)
Biological process (GO): axoneme assembly; cilium movement involved in cell motility
Molecular function (GO): protein binding
Source: RefSeq, a predicted model, not a curated record